AAUUAUCAAAAUAUAUGAUGGUGUGAAAGGAAAGGAGGACGGGUAUCCCAGUCAUUUGACAACUUCCCGGCGUCAUAAAUACGCCGCCUGCUGCUGGCGGCUGCCGUCCUUCUGCUUCCCCGUCUUCUCGCCAGCUGCCCGCUCCGACAUAAACGAUGCAUUCUUCCUCGUUCUCAAUCCGCCCACCUCCAGAACCUUCCCUUCUCGCAUCCUCGCAACCCCGCAAAAUCCUCAACCCUGACCGUCUCGUUUCUUCUACCUUUGCGCAUUCCUCGUGGUCAAGAACAGUAUGCGUCUCUUCGUCGCCGAGUGGGAUUCCGCAAUUUCAGCUGCGAGGAAGACGCACUGUGAAGUUUCACCCGGUCUCAUCGGCUUCGCGGCUUAGGGCUUCUCCAGAUGGUGCUGAGUUCGGUUCUCCGCCGGAGGGCAGCGAGCUGCUGGCGCCGAGUUUCAGGGAAUUCAUCACGUCGGAGAGAGUGAAAGUGGUAGCAAUGCUUGCUCUGGCGCUGGCGCUCUGUAAUGCCGAUCGCGUGGUGAUGUCAGUGGCAAUUGUGCCGCUUUCAAGGUCUAACGGGUGGAGCCGGUCCUUUUCUGGUAUCGUUCAGUCGUCUUUCCUGUGGGGAUACCUAAUUUCACCGAUACCUGGAGGGACCUUAGUGGAUUACUAUGGCGGAAAGGUAGUUAUGGGGUGGGGUGUAGCUUUGUGGUCGUUGGCUACAUUUCUCACUCCAUGGGCUGCAGAAACUUCUUUAUGGGCCCUGCUAGCUAUGCGUGCUGUGCUUGGCAUUGCAGAAGGUGUAGCCCUUCCUUGCAUGAAUAACAUGGUAGCGAGAUGGUUCCCGCAGACAGAACGAUCCAGGGCUGUUGGAAUUGCUAUGGCUGGAUUCCAGCUUGGCUGUGCCAUUGGGCUCACACUAUCCCCAAUUCUCAUGUCCAAGGGGGGUACAUUUGGGCCAUUUGUGAUAUUUGGACUAUCUGGAUUUCUCUGGGUGCUGGUUUGGUUGGCUGCAAUAUCAAGUUCACCAGACAGAAGUUCCCAGAUUUCAACUCUUGAAUUGGAGUACAUUCAGCAAAGCAAGAUGCAGAAAACCACUCCUGUUAAAGAGAGACCCAAGACUGGCUGGAGGCUACCUCCAUUUGGGCGGUUGCUGUCAAAAAUGCCAACUUGGUCAUUAAUUGUGGCUAAUGCCAUGCACAGCUGGGUAUAUCAUUCAGAUCUUAAACAUGCGGCAUGGUUUAGUGCUGUGCCAUGGUCUGUGAUGGCUUUCAUGGGUUACUUUGGUGGUCUUUGGUCGGACAUGUUAAUUCGGAACGGUGUUACUGUUACUUUGACUCGUAAGAUCAUGCAGUCAAUUGGCUUUAUAGGACCAGCUGCUGCUCUUGUUGGCUUAACAACUGCAAAAAGCCCAUCCAUCGCUUCUGCUUGGCUCACUCUAGCUGUUGCACUGAAAUCUUUCAGCCACUCUGGCUUUCUUGUGAAUCUUCAGGAAAUUGCACCACGCUACUCCGGCGUCUUACAUGGUAUCUACGGGCUCUAUUUCUAG
Messenger RNA from Linum tenue, 1544 nucleotides. The record is from the annotation of a GenBank genome assembly. NCBI's taxonomy places the organism in Eukaryota, Viridiplantae, Streptophyta, Magnoliopsida, Malpighiales, Linaceae.